ACAUUACACAAACUUUCUUUCUGAUUAUGGUUCGCGUCGUUCUCGCAAGUUGCGAGGCAAGUGUCUAGUAAUUUUGGAUACCGAUCCUUUAUUAAUGGCUGCCGUAUUCCGCUAUUGAAUGUGCACUUUAAUCAAACAUGAGUGAUUAUUCUUCUAUGGCUACGCUUCCGAAUAAUAGCCAAACGGCGGGAUUUGCGGCUGCUGUACAACGUGCUAGCUUGAUUGCGGCUAAAAUUAGCGGAGGAACAGGCAAAAGGUCUCUUGAAGACGGACCAGAACCGAUUGCAAAGAAAUUGGCGCCAGUGGAUACAGUAUUUUCUCAACCACCCCAACAACCACAACCACCACCAAUGAGUAGUACAACAGCAGCAGUAGCGGCAGUGGCUGCAGCGCGUAUGGCGGCCAACCCCGCGCCCCCUGCACCACCCUCCGGACCCCCCAACAUGAUGUCAGAUCAGCAGAUCAAUGAGUACAUUAGAGUGCCGGACAAGAUGGUUGGAUUAAUCAUAGGUCGUGGCGGGGAGCAGAUCACACGUCUUCAAGCCGAGUCGGGCUGCAAGAUACAGAUGGCACCGGACUCUGGUGGACAACCUGAUCGUCUGUGCACCCUGACUGGAUCUAGGGAAGCUAUAACUAGGGCCAAGGAGCUCGUUAACCAAAUAGUGAAUCACCGUGGGCGGGAGAAUGCCCCGCAGCAUCUAGACAACCAGGGUGGAGGCCCGCCAAUGCCGCGCUCCAUUGGGGGCGGCGGCGGCGGCGGCGGCGGCGGAGGCGGACUUGCUAUAACUGAAGAAAUAACACUUCCGGGGCCCAAAGUGGGUUUGAUCAUUGGCAAAAAUGGCAAGACCAUAAAACAACUACAAGAGCAGUCCGGGGCUAAAAUGGUUGUCAUACAGGAUGGCCCUAAUACUGAAUAUGAGAAACCAUUACGUAUAUCCGGUGAUCCAACCAAAGUGGAAAUAGCGAAGCAACUGGUGUACGAACUGUUAGCGGACAAGGACAUGCUGCAGGGAGGACCGCGGCCGCCGUACGAUGACGGGUACUCACAGGAUCAGGGCAAUGGACUUGGCAGUAAUGCUACUGAGGUGCUAGUGCCAAAGAUAGCAGUGGGUGUGGUGAUAGGCCGCGGUGGUGACAUGAUCAAGAAGAUUCAAGCUGAAACAGGCUGCAGGGUGCAGUUCCAUCAGGAGAGGGAUGACGGACCUGGGGACAAAAGAUGUUACCUACAAGGCAAACCUCACCAAGUGGACCAGGCUAGGCAAAUGAUAGAAGAUCUCAUUGCCAGCGUCAAUCGUCGCGAGCAGGAUGUGCGUGCGAUGCGGAGCGGCGGCGGCGGCGGCGGUGGCAGCGGAGGCGGCGGCGGGAGCAGUGCGGGUGGCGGCGGGGGGCGGGCCGCGCGCAACGGCGACCGUGAAUACCAAUGGCAGGAUACGCCAGAGAUGCGCGUCACAUUCACCAUAUCCAAUGUCAAGUGUGGACUCAUCAUCGGUAGAGGUGGUGAGGUGAUAAAGCAAAUAAACGCGCAGUCAGGCGCGCACUGCGAGCUGGACCGACGCGCACAAGGCGGCGACCGUAACAACCGCACCUUCUACAUCCGUGGACAUCCCGAGGCGGUCGAGCACUGCAAGCGCAUCAUUAUGGAGAAAGUCGGCAUGCCAGUGACAUUCAUCCCUGAGGGUAACGGGAACGGAGGCAAUGGCGGCGGGUCUGGUGGUGGCGGGCCCGGCGGCAACGGUGAUAUGUACGGUGGGCCAGCGUCUGGCCCACCCGCCUGGGGGUACAACCCGCACUGGCACCAACCUUCGCAGCAGCAGCAACCGCAGCAACAAGUGAACAUAAAUCCGGUGACUGGUCAGCCGGACUACUCGCAGCAAUGGAUCGACUACUACCGGUCACUGGGGCUGAUGCGCGAGGCAGAGGCCAUCGAGCAGCAGGCCAAGCAGCAGCAGCAGCACCAGCCGCACCAGCCGCAGCAACCAGUGUUACCAGGGCCAUCAUCGAGCCCACCUAGCGGCGGGUCGAGCGGCGGCGGCGGUGGCACGCCAGGGAGCGCAGGCGGUGCCGGCGGCGCGGGCGGUGGGGGCGCGGACUACAGCGCGCAGUGGGCGGAGUACUACCGCGGCAUCGGCAAGCUUAAGGAGGCUGAGGCUAUCGAGGCGCAGAUGAAACUCAAGGAACAAUAUCAGCAGCAGCCGACUCCUACGUCGACGGCGGCGCCGACACCCUCCCCCGCGGCGCAUUCGCCCGCCCCCGCGACCUCCGUGCAGUAUAACGCGCACUACCCAAUGUACCCGCCCGGCGCACCCGUCUACCCCGGCUACGCGCCCUACCCCUACCCCGGCGGGCCCGAACACCAGCAGUAAGCGCAGAAGGAGCGAGCCCGUAAGCGCGCCCGAAGAGAACUCUCCGUACUAGAUUAUAACUAGUUUCGCAUAAUAUCGCGAAAGCGAAGCGGAAUAGAAGCGAAGCGUAAAUUUAAUGUAAUUUUUCUAGAUUUGUGUCGUUCCCGCGUUCCGUUUUAGUGUAUCCAUGUGUAAGCUUAAUUUCGCUUUCGUUUCGCUUUCGUGUUUGUGUGAACCGGUAUUAAUAUAAGCGAAUCCGUUUCCACUGUCGAUCGUCAACCCGCAAUAAAUAUUUUUUUUAACACAUUAACCUUUGGACAUAUUUCUUGUGGGUGCAGACAGUUGUGUACUGUUAUUUUUGAGAUUAUAACUAAUAUUUUUUUCUAAUAACGUACUUGUUUUUAUGAAUUUGUCAUCGGCUGUGUGGUCUAUUUGUAUAUCUAUAUUACGUAAUGUAUUUACUAUCACCUGAUUGGUACUAUGUUGUUUGGAUACUGAUGUGUGUCAUGCCAGUCUGUCCAGGUUUAAAGUAAUGCCACACUGCCUUUAAAGAUGUAAAACGACGGAGCUAUAAAGUGAGAGAGAGAGACGGAAACGGAAAAAAUGAGAUAGUGAUACUUCGCCGCUGAGGAAACGAGGUAAAUGCACUGUUGAGUGAAUUAGAUACACACAUACAUUAUAUUGUGGAUUUACACGGAUAUUUUCAUAUGUAAACUUUGCUUCGCAUUUGUGAAGGACGACGGUUCUAGAUUUGAUCGGAAUUUUUCUUUAUAAAGGGUGUGUUUCACUAAAACGGAACUGGAACUUGGUAUACUUAAUUGUCAACUAUUUAGUAAUAAGAUUUUAAAUAUUAACUUUAUUACUAAUAAAAAAUAAUAAUAAAAUAAAAUGUAAUUUAUGUCACAUAUUUAAAAUAAAAAAAAUCAUGUUACUUUUAAUUGCUUUUUAAUAGUAAGAAUAAACUAUUUGACUUUUUAUAUCUCGGUUCGCUACCGUUUAGUGGAAAUGCACCCUAAAUGAACGUAUCUAAUCUAGAGUCGGAAUUCUCCGCAUAAAAAUGACUUAAUUUCAAUAAUGUUUAGUUUUAAGUAUAGGGUUUAGAGUUGAUGUCGAUAUUUGAACUAUCUUCCCAGCUCAUUAGGUUAACAAAGUCGAACACAACAUUUAGAUUUACAUAAAUUUAGUAUAUGUAUUUAAUUGAUACAAUUUAGCUUUGGAUAAAUAACAUCAUUUAGUUAUAACGAAGGCAAUGUAAGUCCAAAUACAUUCCUUCUCGAAAUUAUAACAAAGUCGUGAGAAUUUUUUUGGUAAACGCGUAAGGUUACGGGUUAUCCCCGAGUCAUAUUGUAUUAAUUUUAAGAUAUAAAGUGUAUGUUGAUUGAAA
Messenger RNA from Papilio xuthus (Asian swallowtail), 3726 nucleotides. RefSeq names its product P-element somatic inhibitor (gene Psi). The record is from RefSeq and is a predicted model, not a curated record. Gene Ontology annotation, molecular function: RNA binding. NCBI's taxonomy places the organism in Eukaryota, Metazoa, Arthropoda, Insecta, Lepidoptera, Papilionidae. Gene Ontology annotation, biological process: regulation of DNA-templated transcription. The transcript has 16 exons. The coding region runs from base 138 to 2363 and encodes 741 amino acids.